Molecule: messenger RNA, 753 nt
Organism: Paramecium sonneborni
Lineage: Eukaryota; Ciliophora; Oligohymenophorea; Peniculida; Parameciidae
Source: the annotation of a GenBank genome assembly
AUGAACCAUAUACCUAUUUAUUAACGUGCCUAACAUUUAAUAAAAGAGAAACAAUAGAAAAUUGCUGAAUAUAAAAGAUAGAAAGAAUUGAAUGAAGAAUAAGAAUGUAGUAAAUAUUCAUUUCGGCCAAAUAUUCAUAAGGAUAGAGAAUAUCGAACAGUAAAUUAAUUUUUAGAAGAAGUUGAUUAUUGGAUAGAAAGAAAAAAUGAAUAACUUCAAAUCAUGUAAAAAGAAAAAGAGUAGGAAGAAUUGAAAGGUUUGACAUUUAAACCAAAGAUUAAUAAGAAAUCACAACGAUUAAUUUAAGAUUAGAAUUCAUCAUUACUUUAAAGAUGCCAAAAGACUUAAAUAAAUAAACAAAUAAAUGGUUAACAUCAUUUGAUUGAAGAAUUGAAAAAGACUCCUUUUUGUCCAUAAAUUAAUGCAAAUUCAAUAAAAUUAGCUUGUCAAAGUAAAACACCAGAAAGAUCAGUUUCUCCAAAUUUAAAAUAGCAAUACACUCAAAGAAUAAUAGGAAAAUCAACAUCAAGAACACCAAACAGAAUUGAAUAAAGGGUUAAAACAUAAAUAGUCACACCUCUUAGAUAGAAUUAAAAGGUAUCAUAUUAUAAAUAAACAUAAUCUAUGGCAAGUACAACUUUUAAUUCUAACAAUAAUAGUAAGUAAAAAGUAUUACCAUUAUAAAAUGUUACAAAUCAUAUGAAAUUUAUAGAAGAUUUAGUUAAUAGGAAUCCUCCUAAAGCUUUAGUUUGA